Rhincodon typus (whale shark) is the source of this 634-nucleotide messenger RNA. Its product is annotated as NDUFA4 mitochondrial complex associated. Bases 212 to 460 code for a protein of 82 amino acids. The record is from RefSeq and is a predicted model, not a curated record. Lineage: Eukaryota; Metazoa; Chordata; Chondrichthyes; Orectolobiformes; Rhincodontidae. The transcript has 4 exons.
AAUUGAAUUGUUAUUAUUGACGGCCACUGGAUGUUUUAAUUAGUUCGAAAAAAUUGUGAGCAUUGCUGUGUACAGGCUGGUGUCAAUGUCUCCCUCACCAUGUCCAGGAGAAUGCGCGGUCUACUCUAACCGAAGACCCCUAAUGACUUUGAGUGAACGCGGCUAAAGUGCCUCAGUUGCCGGGUGGGUGUGGUAAGAGAGUGUCGCUGUCAUGUUGGGGUUAGUGAUUCGACAGGUCAAGAGCCAUCCGAGCUUAAUUCCAUUGUUUAUCUUCAUUGGAACCGGAAGUUUAGGAGCAAGCAUGUAUCUGCUGCGGCUUGCUGUCCGUAACCCUGAUGUUAGCUGGAAUCGCAAGAAUAACCCUGAGCCAUGGAAUAAGAUAGCACCCAAUGAACAGUACAAGUUCUUUGCUGUAAACAUGGACUACAGCAAACUGAAGAAGGAUCGGCCAGAUUUCUAAAUGUUGAAUGUGGACCAUUUUGUCCAGGUGGCUUUGCUAAGUCAUAAAAGAUGUCUCACAAUGAGCCCUGGGGCCAACAUUACUACUGUAUGUGUCUUAGUGCACCAUUUGGGAAUCAGAUAUAUUGUUUCACUUAUGUAUAUAUGAAAUUGAGAAUAAAUCUGGUAUGCACUA